This is a messenger RNA of Tricharina praecox, 5223 nucleotides long. RefSeq lists its product as uncharacterized. The transcript is spliced from 9 exons. Gene Ontology annotation, cellular component: nuclear speck. Gene Ontology annotation, molecular function: ubiquitin protein ligase activity. Lineage: Eukaryota; Fungi; Ascomycota; Pezizomycetes; Pezizales; Pyronemataceae. The record is from RefSeq and is a predicted model, not a curated record. Gene Ontology annotation, biological process: protein polyubiquitination; proteasome-mediated ubiquitin-dependent protein catabolic process. The coding region runs from base 1 to 5223 and encodes 1740 amino acids.
AUGCCCACUCGCAGAGUCACCCGUUCCACGGCGAGUGACAUUAGCGGCGCAGCCUUACCCGCCCCGGCUCAGAACACCUCCCCAGCAAACCCUCCAGCUGCAGCCGAAUCCACUUCUACCACUACUCGAAACCUUCGUAAGCGGAAAGCAAAGGCCAGCCCGCCACCACCACCUACAGCUUCUGCGGGUCCCUCACAGUCACCUCACAAGAAGCGCUCAAAGACGACCGCGCAGCAACCACCAGCAAAGUCUCAGCCGCAGAGACGUCAUAGAGAGAAGAAACCCGAGAUGGCUGACCAAGGAAUGAACGAGCCAAAUCAACCACCACAGCGUCAGAGUGCUUCCUCGAGGCGAAAAGGUAAUCAGAAUCAGAAGCCAACACCAGACACUUCAAAAUCGAUACCCUCGAGCCGAACAAAGAAGCCAACUCAGCCUCCACCUCCCCCUCCACCUCCACCUCCGGCUCCUGCUACGGCCCCAUCUGAUCACGACGUGGACAUGGCCGAUCGCUCUGGAGAGGAUGAGGAAGGUGAUGAUGACGACGAGAGAUAUGGAGAGGAGGACUAUGACAGGGAUGAGGACGACGACGAUGAGGACGAGGACGAUGUGUUCGAUGGCAGCUACUUGGGCGGAGGUGGUGCCAAUCUCUCCAGUACACUACGUGCGCUUUCGGGACUCGUAUCUGGAAUCUCCUCACGCCUCCGGGACAUUCUUGAGAAUUUGCGACAGAAGGAUGACCCCUCGGCACAAUUGAUUGCUCUGCAGAGCCUGGCAGAGCUGUUGCUAGUAUCCACCGAGGACAACCUGUCCGGACAUUUCUCUCCCGACCAGUUUGUGAAGGAGUUAGUUAGUUUGAUGCAAGAUCAGGGUCCCUAUGGCGAGAAUCCGGAAAUGAUGCUCCUCGCAUGUCGUUGUAUCGCAAACUUGAUGGAGGCGUUGCCCGCCGCAACGGCGAACGUGGUGUAUGGAGGUGCUGUACCGGUCCUGUGUGCUAAGUUGAUGGAGAUCCAGUACAUUGAUCUUGCAGAGCAAGCCCUGAGCACUUUGGAGAAGAUCUCGGUGGAGUAUCCGACUUCGAUCGUCCGUGAAGGUGGUCUCACUGCGUGUCUGACAUACCUGGACUUCUUUGCUACGAACGUUCAGCGGACUGCCGUGACGACUGCUGCCAACUGCUGCCGCAGCAUCCCCGAAGAUUGUUUUACGACAGUCCGGGAUGUAAUGGAAACAUUGCGUAAUGUCUUGAGGAGCAGCGACCAGAAAGUUGUCGAGCAGGGCUGCCAGUGUGUUGCACGUAUCGCCGAGAGCUUCCGUCAUCAACCCGACAAACUCGAACAGUUGAUGUCAAAGGAUCUGCUGAAAGCUAUUUUGCAGCUUCUUUUGCCCGGCACUACCAACAUUGUCGGUACACACAUUCACACGCAGUUUUUGCGAGUGUUGUCCAUCACUGCAAAAGCCAGCCCUACACUUGCCGUGGAGCUUCUCAAGAUGAACAUUGUGGACACUCUGUACCAGAUCUUGACGGGCAUAUCUCCCCCGGAGGGCGACAACCCGCAUCUCAAGACCGACUCUGUCAUGACUAUGCAGGCGCUGAUUCACAAGCCUCGCGAACAAAUCUUUGAGACGCUGAACGUGAUUUGCGAGCUCCUCCCAGGCAUCAAGAGUAAGUUUACAUUUGUCGUAUCCACAGACCUGCGAUCUAAUCAAUUAGCUGAUUCUGCCUCACCAAAAGUUCGUCGGAGGCGUUCCUCGACUUCCAAGACCGAGGAAAAAGAGACACCAGAUGAUUUGCGCCGACGCCUGCUUAAGGAGAACAAACCUGCACUGAAACGGUUUGCAGGGAUCCUGCUUCCCACUUUGACAGAUGCAUACACCAGCACUGUGAAUCUUAAUGUUCGACAGAAGGUUCUGACCGCCCAGUUGAAGAUGAUUUCGAACAUGGACACAGAUAUCCUGAAGGAAGCACUUUCCGGUAUUCAGUUUGCGUCUCAUCUUGCCACUAUCCUCCAUCAGCAAGACCAUCCGACCCUGGUUCUUAGUGCGAUGGAUGCGGCCGAGCUGCUGUUGCGUCGUGUACCUGAUGUAUACCGCUACCACUUCUAUAGGGAGGGCGUAAUCUCCGAGAUAGAGAAGCUGGCAUCGAAGUUGCCCGAAUCCGUACACCUCAACCUUGAGGAAGACCCGUCCGACGAAUCGGUGGAUGAGGAUCACAUGGGCUCUUCUCCUGUUAGUUCCAGGUCAUCGUCGUCUUCAAGACAUGAGCCAUCACAUGUCUCGGAAUUGAUCAUCGCGAUGGAUAGCGCGCUCACUCUUCAGGCCAAGAAGUUUAUGGAAGUUCAUGACAAGGAAGAAGCAACUACUAUGAAGACCAGGGCCAAGGAGAUUAUGAAGUCGUUGAGCACCCUCUCCGAGGGCUUGAAGACGGAGAAGCAGCCUGCCAAGUUAUUCGAGCAGCUGGCUGGCUUCUUUAGCUCAGAUGCACUCAAAUCCAUCUCCAGCUUUGAAUUGAUGAACUCCGGCAUAGUCGAGUCCUUGCUUUCCGUUUUGGAGAACACUCCCGGUAUGGACGAUGCCGGAACUCGCCGUUCGUUCUUGGAGAUUUUCAUGCAAAAGGAGAGAGAUGAUUCACCAUUCGGCGUACUCGUCAAGAAGUUGCAGGACUUGCUUAGCCGGUCCGAACACUUCGAGGUUGUCACCGUUCACCAGAACUACGAAGGCAAUCGGAGCAGUGCCUCAAUGCUCGCCAAGCAGCUCCGUCUCAAGCUUGUAGCAGAAGAAGGAUCUGACAUUCCCAAAUCUUACCGGAACAUCAUGGUGUCCAUUCACGCUAUCGCAACCUUUAAGGCUCUGGACGAUUACUUGAAGCCCCGCAUUUAUAUUUCGGAGAGGCCUCGUGCUCGUCGUGAUCGGUCUGGCGGACUGUCGGGUGCAUUGGCGGCGUUUGCUGCUGCUGCUGGUUUGCCACAUCCCGGAACGUCGGGAUUGCUUGCACCAGCUCCUCCCGCCGAGGGCGCAUCUUCAUCGUCCGCGCCUACGCCGGCUGCUAAACCCGCGAAGCGCCGUAGCACCGGAAGGACCUCUUCAGGUGCCGUCCCAGGGUCAUCUGCUUCAGCGCCGCCGAAACCACCCGCCACACGCUCCCAGGAACGGUUGGAGUGUAUGGAUGAGCGCCCUGUGCCAGAUGACGACGACGACGAUGAUGAGAUGGGUGACAUGGAUGCUGUACUUGACGAUCUCGACCGGGAAAUGGACGAUGAGCCUGAACCAGAAACUGGCGCCGUCAAUGUUGAAGUUGCCGGUGGAAAGGUGACUGCUCGCAAAGAGGAUGGAACCCGUGUGGCAACGCCUUCUGGCGCUAGUGCUACUACUCCUUUGUCUGGGCCUUCCACAGCUUCCCCGAAGGCGACCAAGACCACUUAUGCAUCGGUAAAUGACUGGCAUAUCGAAUUCACUAUCAAUGGACAUACUAUCUCCAACGAUAUGACCAUCUACAAGGCGGUGCAGUUGGAUCGGAAUGCCGGUUCAGAGGAGCCGUCGUACAGAAACAUCUGGUCAGCAGUUCACCCCAUCACGUUUCGUAGAGUGCCUGGAGCCGCUCCACCUGAUGGACCGUUGUCGCCUGUCCCCGACAACUCUCAGACGCAGUCCACAGCUAUUCCGGCUUCUUUGGACAAGAACAAGAUUACUUCGUCGAUCAUGCAGUUGCUCAGCAUUCUGCAUGCGCUCAACGCAAACAUCGAUGACGUCUUCCAGGACACUGAGGUCGACAAGCCCCAACUGCAGCCGCUCAGCCAGUUCGUCAACACUAAAUUGACUGCCAAACUCAACCGCCAGCUCGAGGAGCCCUUGAUCGUUGCAAGCGCUUGUCUUCCCACAUGGUCCGAAGACUUGUCCCGCUUCUACCCUUUCCUCUUCCCCUUCGAGACCCGGCACUUGUACCUACAGUCAACGUCAUUUGGAUACUCCCGUUCCAUGACGAGAUGGCAGAACUCGCAGCAAACCGGAGAUUCCCGCCAAGAUCGUCACCGUGAUGACAACCGACCAUUCCUCGGAAGGCUGCAGCGGCAGAAGGUCCGAAUAUCGAGAGAACGCAUUCUCGAGUCUGCAAUCAAGGUCAUGGAGAUCUACGGCGCAUCCCCGAGUGUUUUGGAGGUUGAGUACUUCGAAGAAGUGGGAACCGGACUUGGACCGACACUUGAGUUCUACUCUAGCGUCUCUAGGGCAUUCGUUAGCAAGAAACUCAAGCUGUGGCGUGAGAACGAUUCUCAGAACGACAGUGAGUAUGCGUUUGGACACCAGGGCCUGUUUCCGGCGCCGAUGGACGAGAAGAUGGCCAAUUCAGACAAUGGAAAGAAGGUGCUGCAUCUGUUUAAGAUUAUGGGCAAGUUUGUGGCGCGUUCCAUGUUGGACUCUCGCAUCAUCGACAUCUUUUUCAACCCUACCUUCUUCCGCACUGGAGCCAACUGUGAUUCGGCCGUUCCGCCAUCUCUGGGAGCUGUCAAGACCGUCGACAAAGAUCUCGCUUCGUCCUUGAAACUCCUCCGAAAGUUUGCCAUGGCCAAAAAGGCGGUCGAUGAGAAUCCUGUCCUCACUACUCGAGGCAAGCAGGAACGCCUUAAGGAGAUUACCGUUGAUGGUACUCAGGUUGAGGAUCUGGAGAUCUACUUCACGUUGCCUGGAUACGAUGAGAUUGAACUCGUACCGAACGGUGGGGAUGUUAAAGUGAUCGGCAUGACUCUCGGAAGUGGAGUCCAGAAACAGGUCGAAGCGUUCCGUGCUGGAUUCUCCCAGGUCUUCCCGUACAACGCGUUGAGGUCGUUUACUCCCGACGAGUUAGUCAUGUUAUUCGGCCAGGUGGAUGAGGACUGGUCUCUUGAGACUUUGAUGGACUCGAUGAAGGCAGAUCACGGCUUUAACAUGGACAGCAAGACAGUUCGCAACUUGCUGCAGGUCAUGAGCGAGUACAACCCGUCCGAGCGCCGCGAGUUCCUCCAGUUUGUCACUGGUAGCCCGAAGCUUCCUAUUGGUGGUUUCAAGAGCUUGACGCCUCUACUGACAGUGGUAUGCAAGGCCAGCGAGCCUCCAUACACCUCGGACGACUACCUCCCCAGUGUUAUGACGUGUGUGAACUAUCUCAAGCUUCCUGACUACACCACGCUCGACAUCCUGAGGGACCGUAUGAGGGUGGCGGUCAAGGAAGGACAGGGCGCGUUCCAUCUGUCAUAA